This is a messenger RNA of Rhodamnia argentea, 2261 nucleotides long. Its product is annotated as ankyrin repeat-containing protein At5g02620. Lineage: Eukaryota; Viridiplantae; Streptophyta; Magnoliopsida; Myrtales; Myrtaceae. Bases 284 to 2002 code for a protein of 572 amino acids. The record is from RefSeq and is a predicted model, not a curated record. Gene Ontology annotation, molecular function: protein phosphatase 1 binding; protein phosphatase regulator activity. Gene Ontology annotation, cellular component: plasma membrane. The transcript is spliced from 3 exons.
CUCUCUCUCCUGCCUGGGUGUGCGUGAGCUCUUGAUCUCAUCAAGCCACCUCAUUCGCCUGAUUGGUGUCUCUGUUAUCUGGUGAAGCAGAUUAAAGUUUCUGUCUUUAAUCUGAGAAUUGGACAAGUUAGCAUUUUGGAUGUGAUCACUGUAGGGGAAAAAAAGUGGGUAUGGUUUGAUGGAGAUUUAGAGAGACGCAGAGCAUUUGGCGGUUCCCAGCUUCCUACCAUUCGUCUUUUUUCUGUUUCUAGUUGUUUUUGCUGUUCAGUGAGUCGUGUUGAAGAUGGAGAAGCCGGAGAAUUCCAGGGAGAAAGAGAAAGAGAGAGAGAGUAGAGGGAUUGAAAUGGAAAAGCAGAAGAGCUUCGGCAGAGGGUUGAUGGAGAAGCAGAAGAGCUUCCGGAUAGCCAUGGAGAGACAGCUCAGCUUCAUCUCCUCCGACAAGAAGAAGCCCAAGGAGUCGCCCGGCAAGCGUGGCGAUUCCCCUCUCCAUUUGACGGCUCGAGCUGGCAAUUCGAGUAGAGUGAGGGAGAUUCUUCAUAAUUGCUCUGCAAAUGAAUCCAAAAGCUUGCUGUCGAAGCUGAACCUGGAGAGCGAGACUCCGCUUUACACCGCGGCGGAGAACGGGCACGUCUCGGUGGUGGCCGAGAUAUUGAAGCAUUCUGAUCUUGGGAGCGCAUCAAUUGCGGCCAGGAAUGGAUAUGAUCCUUUCCAUAUUGCUGCGAGGCAGGGCCAUUUGGAGGUGUUGAAGGAACUGUUGCGUGUAUUUCCCAACUUGGCAAUGACAACAGACGCUUCUUGCACAACUGCCUUACACACAGCCGCCGCUCAGGGUCACACUGAUGUGGUGAAUCUCCUAUUAGAAACAGACUCAAACCUCAUCAAAAUUGCUCGAAACAAUGGUAAAAGUGUGCUGCACACUGCUGCUAGGAUGGGUCACAUGGAAGUGGUGAGGUCCCUGUUAAACAAGGACCCAAGCAGUGGCUUUAGGACGGAUAAAAAAGGCCAAACUGCGCUGCACAUGGCCGUGAAAGGGCAAAAUGAGGAGAUUGUCCUUGACUUGAUAAAACCCGAUCCCUCGGUUUUGAGUUCGGAGGAUAAUAAAGGGAAUACACCACUGCACAUUGCCACGAGGAAGGGUCGCAUACAGAUCGUGCGGUGCUUACUAUCAGUCGAAGGCAUCAACCUAAAUCCAAUCAACAAGGCUGGGGAGACCCCACUUGAUAUCGCAGAGAAAUUUGGAACUCCAGAACUCGUCUCUGUGCUAACAGAAGCGGGUGCCUCCCAUUCCAAAGACUAUGGAAAACCUCCGAGUGCUGCGAAGCAACUUAAGCAGACAGUUAGUGACAUUAAACAUGACGUCCAAUCUCAACUCCAGCAGACACGUCAAACCGGUGCUAAGGUCCAGAAGAUAGCAAAAAGGCUGAAGAAACUUCAUAUUAGUGGCCUCAACAAUGCCAUUAACUCGGCCACUGUGGUUGCUGUUCUAAUUGCUACCGUAGCCUUUGCUGCUAUAUUCACUGUACCAGGUCAGUACAUCCAGGAAAAAACCAAAGGUUCCUCAGUUGGUGAAGCCCACAUCGCCAGAAAGGCACCUUUCAUUAUCUUCUUUAUCUCCGACAGCUUAGCCUUAUUUAUCUCCCUGGCUGUUGUCGUGGUUCAAACAUCGGUGGUGGUGAUCGAGGAGAAAGCAAAGCGGCAGCUCGUGUUUGUGAUUAACAAGCUCAUGUGGCUCGCAUGUCUUUUCAUCUCCAUUGCAUUCAUCUCCCUCACUUACGUUGUAGUGGGUUCAAGACACAGGUGGCUUGCUGUGUGCGCGACCUUGAUCGGGAGCUCUAUUAUGCUUACAACAAUUGGGUCCAUGUGCUACUGUGCCAUUAUGUAUAGAUUAGAGGAGAAAAAGCUGAGGAACAUAAGGAGGGCAGAGAGCCGCUCUUACUCCAUGUCCGUGGCUUCUGAACCUGACAUACUCAACAGUGGGAACAAGAGGAUGUAUGCGCUGUGAGGUCGACAAUUCAGUGCAUGGAGUGGCCUAUCGUAUUAGACAUGGAUAUUAAAUAGAUGCAUAUGGUGUAUGGAUAAAUCAUGCGAGGAUAAUGUACGCUGCAGUGCAAGUUAAGUCUACUACUGUAUGAUGAUGAUGAUGAUGAUAAUAGGAAACUGCCAAGGCGAUUGCGAGAUGACGGGGAGACACCAGGCGAAAGAAAUAUUUGUUUGGUGAGGCAACGGCAUGAAACUGAGACUAAAUUGGAGUCAAUUCAUUU